GCAGCCCGGCCCUCCUUUUUUUUGUAUGUUUCUUCUGGAAUGUGUUGAGGAGGCCACAUGAAGCAAGUACGCGCGCGGCCAAGAGAAAUCGAAUGCCAACGAUAGAUGGAGGGGGUGGUUGUCGUGUUCUUUAUUGCAACCUUUGAUUGAUAAUGGAUCGACAGAAAAGGAAGUCAGAAAUACAGAAAGCCUUGACAUUCAUGCAAUCUUCCUUACCUUUCCCUGAACCACUGGAAUAUCAGACAUUUUUACAUCAGUUGAUACGGAACUUGCUGGAGGAGGGCAAUGACUUGUACCGAGAAGGGGACUAUAAACAGGCUGUAGCACAAUACACAGAAGGUGUCAGUGUCGUGGAGUAUGCUGAAUCUGACUCCCUGGCCAUUUCUUCAGAGAUGCUGGAACAUCUCUUUGUUAAUAGAGGAGCAGCCUAUUUCCAGCUGGGUUUGUUUCAAAAAUCCAUUGAAGAUUGUGAUGCUGUGAUCAAACUGAACAAUAGUAAUGCAAGAGCUCUGUAUCGCAAAGCUAGAGCUCUCAAGGAGCUCGGUCAGGUGAAGGAUGCUUAUGAAAGUAGUACCCGCUGCCUUUUAACUGUUCCUCAUGAUGAACAGGUGACUGCAUUGGCUCAGGAACUUGCAAGUAUGCUUGGGCUUAAGAUUCGUAAAGCUUACAUUGGACCUCAGAGUCUUCAGGGAUCACCAGGGGUCACUAGCAAUGGGGAAGCAGUGUUGCCUUCUGGAGAGGACACUACCAAUGGUGUACAGUGUCUGGAUGACAUUGCAGCAGUUCCAGAGUCAAGUGCUCAGUGUAUCCCGGCUCCUCUUGCUACCUCCAUACCAGUCAGUGAUGAUCCCUCUCCAUCCUCUCCUGAUCUGGAGGCAUCCAAAAGCACACAGUCUGGGGCACCGGGUGUGCCCUACUCUGUCCCAGAGAGCAUUGACGAUUUAGUGGAUGGGGAAGUGAUAGGAGAAGAGCUGGAUAAUCUGUUGGAUUCUAUGUCCAAGAGCCAGGAUAUCCCAGUGGGCACUGCAGUCCAAGGACCAAUACCAACCAACCUGCCCAGCACAGUAGCUCGUCUCAUCCCCAUUUUUCCAGGUGGUGUGACAGCUGUGCUGCCCUCAGUAAUGCCCCAAAAUAUGCCCCCUCCAUCCACACAGUUGCCCCCUGCCUUUUUCACCUCAGUUGGCAAUAAACUGAACACUCUGGACUCCUUUGAUGUGUCUGGUGCAAGCCCCAGUUCCAAUACCAAGCUUGACUCACUAGAUACAUUUGAUGCUGCUGGAGGAUCAAUGGGGACCAGCAGGAUUGUAGCAGUGGGUAUUGGUCUUGAUUCUCUGUCCGAGUUCAGUGUACCAGGAUCACCAGCUCAAGCAGUCCUGAGAAGUGCAUCUCAAUCCGGAGGGCAAAUCUUCCAUACCAGUUUGGGUGCUCUGCCUUCUAACGGCCCUGGCUUGGUACCUUCACAACAGCCUCUUCCUGGGGCGGGCUCCUCUGGAGUGUCCCUGCUUGCCAAAAACCCUCUGUCUGACACCCACGAGUUCAGACAGGCCUGUCCUACCUGCUUCAUCAAGACAGGUCCCAAAGCCAUGGACUACACAUACAAGCCAGAUGUUGGUCAUAAAUGCAAGAAAGACAUGUUACUGUGUCGAAUAAAAGAGAGUGAAGAUCAGAGCUGGAAGAGAAUCCGUCCUCGACCUGCUAGGAACAAUUUUUUAGGAUCAUUUGUACUGUGCAAAGAGAUUCAGAGCAAGCAGGAAUGCAAAUAUGGUGAGAAUUGCACAUUUGCAUAUUGUCAAGAGGAGAUUGACGUCUGGACACAGGAGAGGAAGGGGGCACUCAACCGUGAGCUGCUUUUUAACCCUCUUGGUGGCAGUGAGAGAAGGAACCUUACUGUAUCUAGACUGCUGCAAACCCACCAAGGGAUGUUCAUGUUCCUCUGUGAGGAGUGCUUUGAUAGCAAGCCCCGCAUCAUAAGCAAGCGCAGCAAGGACAAUCUGGCAGUGUGCUCUAAUCUGUCUGCCAAGCAUCUUUUUGAUAUGAACAAGUGCCUGGUUCAUGUGGUGCGAUCCACCACUGUACGCUACUCCAAAGUCCGCCCCUUGCAUCCCCUCUGCCAGUUUGAUGUCUGCCGGCAUGAAGUCCGUUAUGGCUGCCAGCGAGAAGACAGCUGCUCUUUUGCUCACAGCAUUGUGGAGCUGAAGACGUGGGUACUGCAGCAGGACUCUGGGAUCACACAUGAGGAGAUUGUGCAGGAAUCCAAAAAAUACUGGCAACGUUUGGAACAGGGUGCCCAGCGCCGUAAGCCUACACAUUCAGGAGUCUCUGCUAGUUGUCGGCAGCCUCGCAACUUGAACUUGAAGAUGAAGUUUGUUUGUGGGCAGUGCUGGAGGGACGGCCAGGUUAGUGAGCCAGACAAAGAGCUCAAAUACUGCACUGCUAAAGCCCGACACAGCUGGACAAAAGAACGGCGUGUGCUGUUGGUGAUGUCUUUCGAGCGCAAGAAGUGGGUGGUGGUCCGACCCUUGCCCUUUUCCCGGGCUUUCCCGCAGCAGUAUGAUAUGUGUGUCCAUGUGGUUAAAGAAAAGAAGUGCCACUACAUUGGCAAGUGUUCAUUUGCACACAGCCCUGAAGAAAGAGAUGUUUGGACCUACAUGAAGGAUAAUAACAUGAGGGACAUGCAGCAGAUGUAUGACCUUUGGCUGAAGCUAACCAACCAGAAUCGCCAGGCUGAUGGAACCCUGCUCACCACCGAGCCAGAAGAGAAGCAAAUAGUUAUGCCCACAGAUUAUGCUGAGACUAUGAGUGGGUUCCAUUGUCGACUGUGUGGAAAAAACAGCAAUAGUGAACGACAGUGGCAGCAGCAUAUCUCUUCGGAGAAGCACAAGGAGAAGGUUUUCAGCAGUGAUGGGGAGGAGAAUGUGACCUGGAAGUUCCGCUUCCCUGGGAAAAAGUUUGAAAUAUGCGAUAAGCUAGCAGAUGGCUCCUGUUCAGCUGGCUCCAGUUGCGAGGCAGCUCACAGCUCAGAGGAGUUGGCAGAGUGGCAAGAAAGGCGCGACUUCCUGAGAAAAAAGCUGGCCAGGGCACGGGAUGACAUGCUGAUUGCUCCAUCUGACACCGACUUUGGCAAAUAUAACUUUCUGCUCCAGGACUGAGCUUGUAAAAUUUUUUUUUUUUGCUGCCCACCCACCGCCCCCAACCCAAUUUCCUCUCUUUUUCCUCUGUUUGCUUCGUUAAGAUGCAUGUACACACUUGUUGUGUCACACCCCCCACCCCAAACAUAAUAUGCCGAUGGGUGGUGAGAUGGUCGGAUUUUCUCUAGUCAUCCUGACACCCUCUAUGCGUUUUUUGAGCGAGCUACCACGCUCCAGUUUUCAGCAGUUUGAGUAGAAGUGUCCUUAAUUACAGCACGAAUGCAAUUAGACCGGAUGUACUGUUUUAGCCCAACGAGCUAUGAUGGCGAGAUGCACUUCCAGUAUUCAGACUCUGACACUUCCUGCUUUUCUGUUUGGUGGCCUGGCAUAGUCUGUGUUUGCCACAGAGGGUGGACAUUUCUGGAGAUAGAGAACUCUAUACCUUUUGUGAGUUUUGGUUGCUGGCAUGCCAAAAGUUUAAAAGGUGUGUGUGCUUUUUUUUUUUUGUUUGUUUUUUUUAAUGUUGCAGUUUUAUUUGUUUAGAUAUAUAAUUGUUCCUAGUUGGGCUUAAAAAGAAAAUAUGAGAACAAGUAUGGUCUUACAACGUAAGGCUUUGGUGAUCGAUUACCCUUUGAACAGAAGUUCAUAAAAUGAAGUACUACUAGACUCCGUUCCACAGCUUUAAUACUGACAAUUGUCAUGAGAGGCUGUGCAGCCUCUUCUUCCAGAACGCCACCCUGGUAGAAACAUUUCAUCAAUCAGUGUAGAUGGAAAACUGACACACCUAACUGUGCCAUUUUCCCAAAAUUACUUCUCUCUCUCUCUCUCUCUCUCUCUAUAGAUCAUGUGGUUUACACUGAAUUUUACCAUAAAGCAUUUGGAAUUAAAUUUCUGACUGUUGCAACCAAGAAUUGUUUGAUAUCAUGGUCUUUUCUGCAAUUUCUAAGAGAUUUUGUUAGCAAAUGCGGAGAGUGAGAUGGGCCAUUUCAGUUGACUGACACUUUUUAUUUUUUAAUAUACCCUCAAUCAAUUAUUGUAGAGCCCAAUUCUGGUGUGUUUGUGUUUUGUUUUUUGUUGUUGUUUUGUUCUUGCUGAUUUCCUCAAUGACUCGGUUGUGGAUUUGGGUGGACACAACGGCACAACUAAUUAGUGUCCAAUCAGAGUAACUUUAUUUCCACUACUGAAGCAGGUUAUAAGAUAAUUUGUGGUCGGUAGUGCAGUGCACCUCAAACAACUGGUUGGCUGUUUAUAAAACCCCUCUUCCCUUCAUUUUGUCAGCUGGAUGGAAACAGCGUUAACAGGUUAAAAUCACCAAUAAUAACCACAGCCGGAUUGCCCAAUAGAGAAACCAUAAAGGAAUUUUCUAAUUUGUUGUUUGUUUUGACAGAUGUUCACCAUUUGAUUUAUAUUUGACAUUCUUCUUAAUGUGUUUUUGAAAGUCUUUUAAUCAGUAGUCCCAAAAAGAGAUAAUGUUAUUUGUGUUUGUGUGCAAAUUAAUGAAUCUCUUUAACCACCGAGUUGAGAAAGGAGUCCUUGCCAUUGCGUAGUUGGACUUUUCACUCUGAAUGUGGCUGUUGUUAUUUGUGGUUGCCAUUAGCCUGCACCUGUGAAUAGGCUGAAUUUUAUUUUGAAGGUCGGAAAAGAUACGCUCUUUUGUCUGAAGCUAUAUCUUGCCAGUUGUGUUUAUUCAGAUCAGAUUUAUAAAGAUGACAGCCUCGAGUAUAAAAAUUUUCAUUGAAAUGGAUGAUUCUCAGCAGACAUUCGGGAUGAAUCCCAGAUUAUUAAUAUUCAUUAUUUUUUUGUUAACCUAUUUCAGAAAAACCUAAUCCAACAGUUCAUUUUGAUGUCAUUUGGCAUUUCCAAAUUUGGUAAUUACAACAUACGGUGUAUACAAAGAAACACCACGUUGAUGAAAGCUUGAGGACCUUUUCUUUAUUUAGUCUUUAGAAAAAUAGUAAGUAUAAUUCUCAGUUAAUGGGUAUUCGUGAAGACUUUUCUUGUGAGAUGAUAGUAGUUAACAUCGCUCCCUUUCUUGUUAAGAAUAAAAGAGAGAUAUAUGUAUAUGUGUUUAACUAUUAACUGUUUUGUCUUACUCCUCUUUUUGAACUCAGGGGCGCUCGGUGUUUCUCCAUUUCUUUGGUAUCUUCGCACUUGCCAGUUGUGCUGUAUAGUACGAGUACGUGUCCGUACCCACACUGCUCCUCCCUACACCCACAGUCAGGGUUAUGCUGGCAAGUAUUUUAUGUCUCCCGUUCUUUUCUUAGUAGAAGUUUUUCUAGUGAUCUUGCUACCUGUAAAGAAUUUUUAGCUGAAGAAAAUCAUUUUUGAUACACAGAAGAACUCUGAAUACUAGGCUAGAAAUUGGGUGGCUUUCCUAAUGCUUUCAAGGUGCAUACACACUUCGUUCCUUUUUACCGUACCUCUUGUGUCAAAACUUAGGGUGCUUAAAAGAGGUCUUGGAGGGCCAUGUUGGCUGCAAACAAUUUCUUAAUGAGGGAUAGGAUUGCUGUCUUUCACCAAUAGCCACAUUUAAUCAAACCCCUCAUUUACUAAAGAUGAAUAUUCCACAGCCAUUUUGGUAAAACGGAUAAUAGUAGUAGUAAGGGUCAACAUUACAAAACCAGGCUGCACAAAAGAUGAGACGAUAUUGCCAUAUUUGAUUAAUUCUUCAUCCGUACUUAUUCGAAGAAAUAAAUGAACCAAUAUGUUCUGUUAAUCACAAAUGCAAAAGUACAGGUUAAGAAGUGAUGGGGGCAAUGAAAACACACAGCAUUUGUAACUCUCCAUCAUUACAAUUUGAGCCCCCAUCUAAACUUCACACACUCGUUUCUCUGUGUACGUGUUAAACUGAGCGUGGUGCCUCAUUGUAAGCUACUACAGAGUUUGCAGUGCCUUUUUUUGUGUAUUUUUGUUGAUUCUGCCUGCUCACUGAAAUUUUAGGCCCGAAAGACGACUCAUGGGAUAAAACGUGGCAAACUUCUCAAAAAAUGUUGACUUGAAUCAUUUUUCUUAAGAAAUGUACAGUUUGAAAAUGCAGUGCGUGUGUUGAAAUGAUUUGAACAGGCUAUGCAUCCUUGUGUCAUGCAGCCUUGACUAAACCACAUUUUGGAAACAGUGGCGUUUCCUGUAGUCCUUAUAUCUGUUUGCUUUGUCCUGCAAUAAAACUUGGCCAUCUCCCCCCCAAGUCAUAUGUCUCUUUUCGUAGAGGGCGUGUGGUUGCAAAAGAAACGAGUAAAAACUAAAUUCCUCUUUAUGUUAGUUUACUUGGAUUUGUCAGAUGCAUUGUUGUCAACUGAUGUUGAGUAGUUUUCUUUAUUUUAAUUUUCAGAGCCAAAGUGAAAGGAAGAUGACUUGGUAAACUCACUGAGAUUUGUUUUUCUUUUUGUUUUAUUUAAUUAUUUUAUAAGAUCAAAAUAACAUCUGAUAUUAUCCAUUUUUAUUAGUGGUUUUGUAUGUUUUACAAAAUGAUAUGAACAAAUGGGGGGAAAAAAAAAAACUACCUGAAAGUGUCAAUGGCAACUUUUCUUGUUGUAUAUGUAUAAAACAAGAAAAUGACAGCUAAAUAAUAAAUGUCUAAAUGAAUAUCCAAUAAUGUCUAUAAUACUCAGUUUCCUCUUACUGCCCUCCUUGUCAGCUUUUCUUCAGUAUUCUUUGGUUUCUCCCAGCAUUGCUUUCAUCUUUUUAAGUUUUUUUUUUUAAAAAAACAGGCAAAAGCUGAAAUGUGCAGACAGGGAAUUAUGGGAAGAGAACUGGAGUGUUUUUAGAGAAGUGCUUAAUGACGUCCGUUAGAGCGGAUUGGUCUUCAUGUACAGUAAAUCAAAUGAGGCUCAUCAUGUAAGAGCAAAGUCCGCACACACAGCGCGUUAUUAUAGAGAAGAGUUGACUUUGAAGGUUAAACACGGAUGGCUCAAGUGACUUGCUCAGGGUGACGCACAGUUCCAGCAGUCUUUUGGUUUUAAACUGACUGUCUUUCUCCUAGGAUUCUUGUACCUAAAAAUGUUUUUGGAGAGAAAAUGGUGACAAGUGGCUUCUCAUGAUACACCUACAGGUUUAGAAAGUGAAUGGAUGAAGAUAUUUACAGAUGCAGUUUCAUUUUGGAAUAAAUAAUAAAUAACAAAGCAGCUCAUGGUUGUUUAUAGUUAUAAAUGAUUUUGAUUUAAAGUUAAAACCAUUUGAAUUAAAUAUAAUGCAAACAGAUAACAAAGACGUUUUGUUGUCUUUUACGUUAGAGAUGAUGGUGUAGAGGUUUGUAAUGCAGGAUACACCUGUAUGCUUUUUUAAUGAUGGUUUGUUGAAAUCUGGCAUUGACUUGUAAACAUGAUUGUUAGAUAAUUGUAGUUUCUGUUUCAUGCACAUAGGUUUCUGUCUAAAUUCAGUUUUACUUUCCUGCACAAAAUGCUUCUCUUGGUUAGUCUCUAUGUUACACUACUCGGGACAAGAGGCUUCCCACGAUGUUCGUGUAAUUUCUGGGUACGACUCAAGAAUUCACUGUCUGCACAUUUGACUUUGAUUAGAAAGGAAACCUUUGGAUCUUAGCAGUGGCCUCCUUUGCACUUUUAAUUUCCAUUUGAUCCCAGUGCCCGAUUCUUGUGUACAUAACUUCUAUCCAUUGAUGCAGUAAGAUGCUAAUUCGAGUAUACGGGACUUUCUUUUGUAAUGCAUUUCUAUUUCUGGGCGAAAUUAUUUUUUAGAUUUAAAGUCAGAAGUAUUUGUGCAAGGGUGCAGAGAAGAGUGAAAGAAAGAAAAAAAAAACGAAUUUUAAACUUACAAAAGUUUAACGAGUUUUUGAGCUAUUUCUCCAUCACUGUGAGACACCCCCUCUAUACUUUUCAGUCUUUGGCCUUUCUGCGAGUGAAGUUGUCAUUCAGCUUGGCACUAUAAGUGGCAACAGAAUUAAGGGUUGUGUUCUGAGGAUGCUUAGCAGUUGAGGGGUCAGUUUUCAGUCCAGUGUGUGUGUUACUUUCCUCACUCUCUGAAAUGUUCCUGUUUGUUUUUGGUAUAGGCCAGAACCACUGACAAUCUGAAUGCAUUUGUGUGUUUUAUACAUAUAUAAAUAUGUAUAAUUACAUAUUAUGGAAGCUGAUAUGAUUGAAAAAGACUAUUAAAUUGUGUAUACUUAAAAUAUGACAUUAAGGUAUCUGAUUGAGCAUUGGACUGGUUACGCUAAAUUGAAUCAGAUACUUCAGUUUUUGUUUUUUUUUUCUUUUUUUAAAAUGUAUAAAUUCAUAGAGAUUUUGGUUUUAAUGUGAGAUUAUGUUGCUUAUUAGAUAACAUCACUGUGUUCUUAUUAUCUCUCUUUCUUUUGUACUCUGUAAGGUGCAGAUGAUUAUUUUUUUAAAUCCCUUUGAUUCUGUAUGAUGAAGCCGACUGUAGUGUGGCCUUGGUGUUAGAUAAUGGCACCAUUGUACACUGGAUUGGUGUUCUCAGACAAGCUAACAGAGGCUUUAUGAUUUCUGGUGGUUUACUUUUUGCAAGUCCAUUGUGGAUCUGACCUAAUUUGGACGUGGAAGAUGGAUCUGUAAAUACUGCUGGUUGCAGCUUUUAUUAAAGCAAUGGGAAAACUGGCACUGAACAAGCCUUUCAGCCAACAGUAUGGCAAAAUCUACUUUUUAAAGUGUGCAUGCACGGAACGCUAAUCUGACUGUAGGACAUUUGAAUUGGUGAAUGUUGGGAUUGUAGCCUUUUCAGGAACAACCACCCCCCUCAUUGGUUGAUCCGGUCUCCCGAGCCUGUGCACACUCGAAGCUUCAUGUAAGAAAGAUGAUAAUGGCUACUAAGCCUACUUUCUAGUAAAUCCAACUGACCUGCUUUGGUAAAAUAAUGUUAGUGUUUUCUAGAUAAUUCUUUACAGAGUUUGCAGCCCUGACCUAAACCAUACUGCAUAUCCAUCCAUCCAUUUUCCAACCCGCUGAAUCCGAACACAGGGUCACGCCAUACUGCACAAACCGGGAAUAAUUAAAACUGUUUUGUAAAACAUUUUUAAUACUUGUUUUCAGUCUUCAUGGUAAUUCUGAAAGCACAUUACUUAUUUCGGUUUUGAAAUAAUGGAAGAGGAUGCUCCCCAUGUCUCAUUUGGGUAAUAAUAAUCAGAUACUUGAGAUGAAGGUUGGUAGCCUAAGAGAACACCAGUAACGUGUAAAAGGGGAUUUAAAAAAUAAAUGUUCUGCUUCAGAGUCUGCAGGAGUCCGUUUUGGAACCAGAAGUGUGUCAGACUCCUGGCUGUAGUGCAGGAAAAGAGAGUGCAUUGAACACGGUAUAUACUAAUACAUAAGGAUAUCUAACUACAAUUAUGCUUAUUAAAAUAGUUUGAUUUUUGAAAAUGGUCAUGUAACUUCUUGAUACUAUAGGACUUUUAGACUUCUAUAAACAAUUUCAAGAUAUGAAUGAACUGUUAGGUCUUUCCCUCCACCUUCAGUGGGGUUAUUUACAUUUUAUGUACUAUUUAAUAAUGUAUAAAUAUCUAUGUAUAUAUGCCAUGUACAGCCACUGUCCCUGUAUAAACUAAGAAUGCCAACGUGAAUCAGUCUGUGCCAUUGCAUUUCCCAGCCUUUUACCCACUUAACUGAACUCUGGACCCUGAUGUGCCCAGUACUGCCACUGCCUGCUUCUGUGUUGUCGUGGUGUAUUUCAUUAUGCUAGACCGGUGGUACGGGCUCCACAAAAUCGAUUUUAAUUGGUAGUUGUGAUUAUGCUUGAUGCAUGGACUUACACAAUGGAGCCGUGAAAACGAGCGGUCCACAGUUCACAUUGUUUUCCUUUCUUCCCCCCUAAGCUUGCCGUUUUUGUGCUGCAGUUCAAAGGCAUGUGUAUUACCUUACAUGAGGACCCCCAAGGUGCAAGGUGGUCCUGUCAUAAAAAAAAUAUUUUCCAUUCAGGCAUAUUUUGGCUCAGAUGAUUUAUUUUCUGUCCCACUUCCUGAAUUUAAAAUAUUCAUGUAUUUGAUAAACAAGUAGAAAGAGCGCACGAGAGAUGAUCGUAGAUGAGCUGAUAUUAUAAGUAGCUUUGUUUUAAUGUGAUCAUACAGGGAAUUAUACAUAAAAGUAACCCAGUCACUCUAAGCAUCGUAACCCACAGAGGUGGUGGGUGCAAAAAUGCGUAAGAAAGCAUGCAUGUUAAUAGAUGAAACAAGAAAGCAACGUUGACUUGAAAAAGACACCUUUGUCACUUUCAGAACAGCCUGAGUCACUCAGCAGCAGCAGGAGGAGGAGGACAUUAGAAGGAUCAGUAAGUGCUGCACAAUUCCUGAGACCCGCUUACUGUGAGAGACCCCUGGGAUGCCUUGUAGGGCAGUUUUAAAUGCUGUCUUGAAUUGUGGCAGCGUGCUGAGUAGUUUUAAUAUACAAGUUCUUUCUACUUGGUACUCAUUAUUUGGCACAGCUGUUUUAUCUACGUAAAUAAAUACAGUUAUCUGUGGAUGCUGCAUUAUGAAGAAAAUCAAAUUUAAAAAAAUCCUCUCAGAUUUAUUAACACAAUUGAUUAUUUAUUCUGCUGACUAUGUUGGUUAUAUGCUCUUAGUAAUAACAUAUUUUGAUUACAGAUAACAUGGAUAUUGACCGUUUUUAUAUGUGCCACUUAUUUAUCUUCUGCACUGUCAUCCUUUAGUGCAGAUUUGGUAGCGUAGUGAAUUUGUGGUCAACGUUAAGGCCUUUAAAGGUCCAGACCUGUGCUCAGAUUCAUAUCCAGUCACUGUAUGAGUGAAUACUUUCUCCUUGUGUGUUUCUCCACAUUCUGUAGUCUUUGGUGACUAUAAAUAGGCUGAGAUAUAAAUGUGGGCGUUUGCAUGAAGGUCCUGCAUGGUGGGCUGCUGUCCCGUCCAGGACUGAUUACCAUCAGUGAGCCUGGAAUGGAAAGCAAUUCAGUAUAAUGGUGCUGGACAGGGCACCACUCUGUCACAGGGUCCACUCAUUCUAAUCCACACUCAGCUCAAGGCUGAUUUGGAAUUGCCAGUUUACCUAACCUACCUGUCUUUGGGAUGUGGCAUAAACUUGGCAGAAUGUGCAAGUUCCAUAUGGACAAUGACAAAGCAUGACGUUCAUGCCCAGAAAGCUGGAUCAGUGAGGUGACCGUGCCACCCACUGUGUCACUAAGCUAGAAUAUUGGAAUACUGCGUUUCAUCAAAUGGAUGAGUGACAGUGUUUUACAUGACGGCCAAUGUCAGAGUUUCAGUGGAGACGUGGAGCAGGCAUGUAGUUUUCUUAUACCCAGUCGAGAUGUGUAAAUAUCAAAGAGGUCUUCUCUAACUCAUUGAACUAAUUGUUGCAUUGAAAAACACCACUACAGUUAAAACCAUAUAAAGGCAUAUUCAACACUGAACGUCAUCUUGAUGGUGCCUCCCAUUUUAUGCAUGCACUUGAACUGUGAGCACCUCCUGCUCGUGGUACAAAGUGAAAAUAAUGUUGAAGAAUUUUCUUGGCAUUAGGGUCACUGCCACCCCAACUGACAGCUUGCAAGAUUUUGGUGCAGGUCCAAACGUCAUCAUUGAUACUUUUUAUUAACUUAUUUAUUUUGGUAAUGAAGACUGAUUUACUAUUUUCUUUGGCAACUGCAGUACUAACAGGCUCACAGUGGCUUUGGCUUUAAUACUUUGGGCAAACACUAUGAUACUGUUUUUCUUUUGUGUCCUGGUAUUAUGUCUGAGUGCAUAGAUACUUAUAUAAAAUGCUUAACUAUAUAACUGAUUCUAUAUUAUAUAAACACAUCAUAUCUCUAUACAUAAAACAUAUAUAGGAACUAGCAGUCUGCUGCUGUGUGGGCACAGAUUUCAGUUUAGAGUAACUGCUGCAAAGUGAAUCGAGUUUAAACAGAGGGCUCACUGGCAGACGGGCACCGCCGUCAAUGCGAUGCCUUGUUCUAGUCAGCAGCUGUGUUUCCCAGCAGUUGUUUGUAAUGGGUGGGGUGGGGGGGUUGUGGGGGUCUGGCGGAGAUGCAGUCCAGCAUUUUCAUUGGCCUGUUCUGCAUUUCUCACAGACAGAGGAGGGGUUGUUUUUACCCCAGACUUUGUCCCUUAGCAGUUAUUUUGUGCUGUGUGUGGGUCUCUGGGUGAGAAAAAAAAAAUGUGGCAAUUUUUUUAUUUAACUUAUAUAAAACACUUUUUUUGUAAGAAUGUGAAUUUGGACCAAUGAUGUAAUUAAUAAAGAGAUAUUGUUGGAAAAUAA
Erpetoichthys calabaricus (reedfish) is the source of this 12283-nucleotide messenger RNA. It is a transcript of the gene zc3h7bb, whose product is annotated as zinc finger CCCH-type containing 7Bb. Bases 153 to 3149 code for a protein of 998 amino acids. Gene Ontology annotation, biological process: miRNA processing. NCBI's taxonomy places the organism in Eukaryota, Metazoa, Chordata, Cladistia, Polypteriformes, Polypteridae. The record is from RefSeq and is a predicted model, not a curated record. The transcript is spliced from 23 exons. Gene Ontology annotation, molecular function: protein binding; metal ion binding; miRNA binding.